CUAAGUUUGCUAACUUUUAUUGUAUUAUUAACACGAUUGCUAUUUUCAGGUAAAAAAAAUGUUGUAGUCCAAAGAUGCAGAAUUCAUAACGACGCGAGCAUCGACAUUUCAAAAGACGGUAGACUGCUGGUGGCGCUGCUUCCCGUUCCCCGCAUGAGAAACACAAAUCACUGGCUAGGGGUGUACUCGCUGGAGUGGGGUCGCUUGGGUCAGUGCCUGCACACGGCGGUGCUGGAGCAGACGGCCGUGUCGGUGGCGCUGUCCCCCACGGCGCGGCACCUGGCCGUGGGACUGGGCUCCAAACGCUUCACGUCCACGCACCGCGCCCACAACCAUGUCUUCGCUCUCCUGUACAAGCUCGACUCGCUCGAUAGCUCCAGUCGCACGGGACUGUCGCCGAUCAAGGAACUGGAGCAGAACUGGGAGCAGGGGUUCACCAGUCUGAACUGCUUGCGGUGGGCCCCCCAGCCCGGCCAGGGUCUGGUCUACGCCAACAACGCCGGACAGCUUAUCGUCAUGAGCUAAGUCGAUAACACCCUGAGGCUUUUGAGUGCCUAAUUUAUAAUAAAUCCACAUGAAAACUAACAAGUAGGAACAGAAGAGAAUAAAUUUAGACGUGUGCCCUGUUUCAACGGUUCACGCUCAUUUGUCUUAAUAAAUUUUUACCCGAUGUUACAUGAGCACUGUGAUUAGAACUCUCAACUCGCGUUGUACGAAAUGUUGCAAACGUCGACUUCGAACACGGAUGUUGACGUUGCCACACACGACAAGGGUACAGUGGCGUAGCGAGAGGGGGCCAAAGGGGGCAAGGGGGGCAUCAUAUUGCGGGUACUACUCACAAAAGGGCGCCAAAUGGUCCUCAAAACAAAAAAAUAUUGAAUUUUUUUUUUCUUUUUUUAUAUAUUUUAAAUUUAGUGCCUGUCUAAUAUAAUAAAUGUUAAUUCGUAAAUAAAAAGCAAAAAAAAAACACGUAUAGUCUAAAUAGGGUCGCUAAAAAGGUAUUGUGUCCCGGGCGCAGAGUUAAGCUCACUACGCCACUGCGAGGGUAUAAACGUUAAUUUUUAUUACAUCGCCGGUUGUACGAAAUUUAAUUAUGUUGUAAUUUAAUUAAGCGCCAUACGAAAUGGUUAGUUUGUACGCUAAAUGAUCUCCUUAAAUUAUUGGAAUAAUUAAAAAUCGAAAAUAACGAACGUCGCUGCGCGUAAUAAAUAUAAAAGUACAAAAAAAAAGAAGAUUUUUGUCUAUUGACUAAGUUCAAAUUAACAGACCCAUUUUUGAAUAUUGUUUGUAAAUAUGUCAAUUUUCAUGACUGAGAGCAGUAAUUUGGUAAUUUUACAUGAAACGUAACUCAAAAAUUGCGUUACAACAAAUAAAUCAAGUCAUCAAUGUCCUAGUAGUCCAGAAUGAAUUUUAAACGUUAUUGUGACUGUUUAAGAAUGUUUUUAUUACGUCUAGAAUUUGCACUUAGAUUCUUAUUCUCUUAGUAAUUGCACAUUACUUAUAAAUACUUUUAUAAAAAUUCGCUCCGCACAUUAAAAUAGCUACCGUGUUUGGAGCAACAAUACUAAUCUUAACGAAUCGAAAUAUUGAUCCGUGUGCUUAGUGCGAGUUAACGUACUCGAUAGCGUAAAAGUUGAGCCAUUUUUGUAUGCAGUUGGAACAGCGCCCCUAGCGGCAAACGUACGCAAACGAUCCCAUUCCAUACAAAUAUGAGCUAACUUUUACGCUAUCGAGAACGUUAAAAAACUCGCACUAAGCACAACGGUAUAAUUUAGUCUGGACAACGUCAUAAUUAGAGCCUUCCGUUAUUUUUGAAGGCAAUUAUAAAUAUUAUAUUAUUACAUUUUGCAUACAUGUUUUGUACACAAUAAAUGAUGCGUCAAAAGAAUUACGAAAGCGUUGUAUGAAAACCUCGAUUUAAUAUUGUAAUAAAUUAUUACGGACUCCGGGCUAUCACGAGAAAUAAAGUAGAUAUAAAAUAUAGUGUAUAUAUAUUUACAUUUAAACGUGUCUAAUUUAAGUUUUAAUGUUUCUAAAUAACAACAAACACUACGUUUAGUUUUGUGACGAGAAAUAUAAUAGACUUAUUAAUUUGAUAGUUUUAAUGCUUGUAGUAUAUCUAGAUAAAUUUUGUAUAGUACUAUACACUUUUCGUUAUGUCGUACUUUUGAAUUGUUUUUUAUUUUUAUUUUAUUAUUAUAACAAAAUUGCAAAUUUUAGCCGACCAAUCUAAACUGAGUUAUUUUACCAACAUAUCUUAUUUUACAUAUGUAUUACAGGUGAACAGUGACCAAGGAAAUGAAAAUCAAAUGAUUUUGGGUCGUAAAUUAAGUUUUUUUUUAUUUAACUUAGAACACAGUUUUAUUAGUUUUUUCUCUGGUAUUUACGUAAUAAAACUCGAUUCCGAUACGGUAUAUUUUUUGUGUUGAAUAAAGGUACAUCAAUUAUUGAACGACAUAUCAUCAUGUUCAUUUAAAAAUAGAACUGAAGUCUUGCUCGAUGCCUAUAAUUAGUUUUAUAAAAAUAUAUAUUUUAAACGAAAUCAACAGGAGGGUAGAAUUUUUUUUUUUUAAUUAACUUCUACACAUUAGAAAAUAAUGUAUUUAUUUGAUUGUAUGUGUUGGCACGUCGGAUAUUCUGAUUUCAAAUAUUUCUACUGAUUCCCACUUUUCAUCGUUACAGAUAACGGUCUCAAUUAAACACAUUAUUGUACAAAUUUCUUGCUAUGUAUUUUUAAAGGGAGUUAUCCACGCACCGAUAAACAUAACACUUCUAUGUAGCUACUAACCAUAACUCUGUAUUGUUAAAUUCAAUCGUAAUUAAAACAUUUCGUAAUCUUUUUUUUUUAAUUGGCGUAUAUAAAUGAUUUCACGCUGGUAUACAGCGGUUACCGAAGUCCACAUUCGCGCAAUAUGAAAUUCGCGAUCCGGAUUGAGACAUGAGGACCAUCUCAAUUGCUUGCUUGCGUGGUAAUUGUGUUAGAAAAUAAAACAUAAUCUUCAGAUGUAUAUACUGACUUUUUUUUUACAUAAUUCUACACAACUAACUGCUUGUUGCUAGGCAACGACUAUUCUUUUUUAAUAAACUUAUGAUAGUUACAUACAGUAAGAAGGCCAGUUCAUACGCGACGUAGUUUUUUUCCCGCCUACCUAUUAGUUGGUAGCCUAAAGGGUUAUUUCAGCUACGUUCGGAUUGGUAGGUAAGCCGCUACAUGUCCAAUUGUUAAUUUCCUUCUUAAUACACAUUAAAUUUGUUUGUUGUCGAGUGCAUAAUACUUAUAUUUAGAAAAAAAUAUAUAUAGCCUCUAAGUAUCUGCAAUAAUAAACUAGGGCAUAAUAGCAUGAAUGGCUUGACAACAAUUUGUCUAUAAUUGGCUGUCUUACAGAAAGUCAUAAGUCGCUAUCUUUAACAACUUAAAAUGAUUUCGCUCCCCUCCCAUAACGUAUUGUCAAUCGCAUGUCUUAUUAGAUGGUGGAUUUCGUAUUAAUUUAGAGAGUUACUAGAGAGUUAGAACUAUAAUUUUGCAUUUUGUAAUCAAGAAAUAGAUACUCUUCGAAAUUCUAUACGGUAUUCUUCACUUCCUGCUCGAUAUACAAUAUUUUUCCUGUUACGUAUUUUCCUCAAAUAUUUCCAUGCUAAAUAAAAAACCGGACUAUUCAGAAAUAAGACGUCUUUCUCUUGCGAUUGUUUCUUUUAAAUUCAAUAGGUACCUACAUAAAUACAUUUAUUCGUAAUCAAGAAAUAGAUACUCUUCGAAAUUCUAUAUGGUAUUCUUCACUUUCUGCUCGACAUACAGUAGUUUUUCCUGUUACAUAUUUUCCUCAAAUAUUUCCAUGCUAAAUAAAAAACCGGACUAUUCAGAAAUAAAACGUCUUUCUCCUGUGAUUGUUUCUCUUAAAUUCAAUUGGUACCUACAUAAAUACAUAUAUUUCGGUAGCUUUAAACGAAAAUAACCUAUUUUAUAAUGCGAUGCGUGGUAAACGGGCAAAAACUAAUAAAACUUCACUUUUGUAAUAUAUUGUUUCAUGUUUUAGUUCUUCCAUUUUUACGUGACAAUGCUAAUGUAACAAGCAUUAUGUUUUAUGUGUCGUUGAUGUGUGAUUUUUUUUGUAUAAUAAAAGUAUAGCUUCAACAAUGAG
This is a messenger RNA of Bombyx mandarina (wild silkworm), 4139 nucleotides long. RefSeq lists its product as uncharacterized. Gene Ontology annotation, molecular function: protein binding; ubiquitin-like ligase-substrate adaptor activity. NCBI's taxonomy places the organism in Eukaryota, Metazoa, Arthropoda, Insecta, Lepidoptera, Bombycidae. Gene Ontology annotation, cellular component: Cul4-RING E3 ubiquitin ligase complex; intracellular membrane-bounded organelle. The record is from RefSeq and is a predicted model, not a curated record. Gene Ontology annotation, biological process: mitophagy; autophagosome assembly.